This is a messenger RNA of Ctenopharyngodon idella (grass carp), 2999 nucleotides long. RefSeq names its product cytochrome P450 1A1. The transcript has 7 exons. The record is from RefSeq and is a predicted model, not a curated record. Gene Ontology annotation, molecular function: oxidoreductase activity, acting on paired donors, with incorporation or reduction of molecular oxygen, reduced flavin or flavoprotein as one donor, and incorporation of one atom of oxygen; heme binding; iron ion binding. Bases 396 to 1934 code for a protein of 512 amino acids. Lineage: Eukaryota; Metazoa; Chordata; Actinopteri; Cypriniformes; Xenocyprididae. Gene Ontology annotation, biological process: progesterone metabolic process; hormone biosynthetic process.
CGUGUACUUUCACUGACAAGAGUGCAAUUUUCUGAUCAUUCUAAUCGAGUCUGCUUUCUCUUUCCUCCUCGAUUUGUAAUAAAGCUUUUAGAAGUGUGGGUUUUAAAACACUGCCAUCGUGUGGAAACACGCACUGUAUUUUUUUUUUUUUUAAAUAACAUUUUCUUCCGUUCAUCAAUAGGCUACAUUUUUAUCUCAUUGGCUUUCUUUCAUCCUUCUACACUGAUAAUCUCGACGCCCCUCUAGUGUUCUCCUCUGCUUCUAGUCUGUGGCUUGUGCAGUCAUGGAGACGCGCUCUUAAGUCCUCGUGCGCAGCCAUUUUUCAGCUGGUGUAACUUUGGAAGUAUUUGAUUGCAAACGCUGGAUCUGCAAGGAGCGGUUUCAAAGUGUAUGCCAUGUGUCUUGAGGAGAUAUCCCGCACAACUACAUCUGGAGUGACCCUGUUGCUCUGUGCUUUCGCUCUGCUCUUGCUGGCUCUCCGUGGUCGACGGAGAAGACCAGGCUGCUCCUUUCCCCCAGGUCCCAGACCUUGGCCGUUAGUGGGCAACCUUUUCCAGAUAGGGGAACAAAUCCAUUUGUCAUUAACAAACCUGAGGGUUCAGUAUGGAGAUGUGUUCCAGAUGCAAAUGGGUUCUCUUGUGGUAGUUGUUUUGAGCGGCUAUUCUACAAUCAAGGAGGCUCUGGUACGGCAAGGAGAGGCAUUUGCUGGACGUCCUGACCUUUUUACAUUCUCUGCAGUUGCUAAUGGCACCAGUAUGACAUUUAGUGAGAAGUAUGGCGAAGCUUGGGUGCUUCACAAAAAGAUCUGCAGAAAUGCCCUGAGGACCUUCUCCCAAGCUGAGCCCAGAGACUCAAACGCCUCUUGUCUUUUGGAGGAACGUAUCUGCACAGAGGCCAUGGAGAUGGUGGAGGCUCUGAAGGAACAAGGAGAUAAGGUUGGAGAUUCAGGGCUCGACCCAGUUAAGUUGCUAGUGACCUCAGUUGCCAAUGUGGUUUGCACUCUGUGUUUUGGCAAGCGGUAUGCCCAUAACGAUAAAGAGUUCCUCACCAUCGUCCACAUCAAUAAUGAAGUGCUGCGCCUCUUUGCUGCAGGGAAUCUGGCAGAUUUUUUUCCUAUCUUCCGUUACCUGCCCAGUCAGUCUCUGCGAAAGAUGGUCCAGUACAUUGGCAGAAUGAACAGCUUCAUGGAGCGCAACAUCAGGGAACAUCUCAUCUCCUUUGAUAGGAACUGUAUCCGGGACAUCACUGAUGCUCUAAUAGCAAUGUGUGAGGACAGGCAGGAGGACGAGGAAACGGCCAUGCUCAGCAACUCACAGAUUGUCCACAGUGUCAUUGACAUCUUCGGAGCCGGUUUUGACACUAUCAUCACCGGUUUGCAGUGGAGCCUUUUAUACCUGAUCAAGUUUCCAGACAUCCAGGCUAAAAUCCUCCAGGAGAUAGAUAACCACGUUGGCAUGAACAGGUUUCCACAGUUUAAAGACAAGCCAAACAUGCCGUACACAGAAGCUUUUAUAUUUGAAGUGUUUCGUCAUGCGUCCUACAUGCCUUUCACUAUACCUCACUGCACAACUGAAAAUAUUACACUGAAUGGAUACUUCAUCCCCAAAGACACAUGUGUGUUCAUCAACCAAUAUCAAGUCAAUCAUGACAUGGAUAUUUGGGGUGAUCCUGAGGCUUUCCGACCCGAACGAUUCCUCACCCUGUCCGGCCAUCUAAAUAAAAAUGUCACUGAGAAGGUAAUGAUAUUUGGCAUGGGAAUACGGCGUUGUCUCGGUGACAGCUUUGCCCGUCUGGAGAUGUUUGUGUUCUUAACCACCCUGCUGCACCGUCUGCACAUUGAGAAUAUUCCAGGGCAGGAGCUUGACCUGAGCUCUACAUUUGGCCUCACCAUGAAGCCCAGGCCCUUCCGAAUAAAAAUCUCACCUCGUAACUAAACUAUUAUGCUCUCAGUGUUCCAGAUGUUAUGUUUUAUGCACACCAAAUGGACGUACAAUGCACCUCAGAAUCAUUGCUGGAGUCACAGCACAAAGCUAAUGCUGGCCAUCACUGGACUGCUAAGCUAAUUCGUCACUAACUAUCAUGUGGUCUUUUCUCUACCUCUGUUUUAAAUGUUUUAGUAGAGUAUUCAGCUCAACUGUUACUUGAAUGAUUACUUUUGUACUCUGAGAUUAUCAGUAUUUGUGAUUAAUGCAUGAAGUUUUAAGCUUGUAAGUGGUCUGGUUACUGUUUUUUGCAGAUAUCUGAAACAUUAAAGAUAACCACAAGGUGUAUUUCAGUGGCAUUGAAGGUUUGAACAGAUCUGUUUGUUGAAAAUGUGCUUUGUGUUAUAUAAAUUGAACCAGUGAGAGAGAAUCAGAAUUUAUUUUACUGAUGAUUUUGCAUUAAUGAACAAAUAUUGUUAAUAAUUAAUAAAAUGUAAUCAAGGUUAAUAUAAUAUAUUGACUAUACAAAAUUAUAUAUUUAUAAUACUUUAAAGUUGUCAAGUCUCUAUCAAAUCACUAAACUAUGUUAACCAUCACAGAACUCAAUAGAAUAAAGGACAGUUAAAACCCCUAAAAUGUGCAUUUGCUGCUUUUUUUUUCUUUUUUUUUUCAAAGUUUGUGAAGAGAGAUGACUAAUUCAGAUCCGUUUGUGUCUCAGAAUAUAGCAUGAGCUUGUAUUAAUGUACGCUACUGUUCAAAAGUUUGGGGACAGUAAGUUGUUUUGUUUUUUUUUUCAUUUUUUAGCAAGGAUGUAUUAAAUUAAGACUUUUACAUUGUUACAAAAAACUAUUAUAAAUAAAUGCUGUUCUUUUGAACUUUCUAUUCAUCAAAGAAUCCUGAAAGAAUAUAUUUUUUUAACACUGAUAAUAAGAAAUGUGACUUGAGCAUCAAAUCAGCAUAUUAGAAUGAUUUCUGAAGGAUCAUGUGACACUGAAGACUAAAGUAAUGAUGCUGAAAAUUCAGCUUUGCCAUCACAAGAAUAAAUUACAUUUUAAAAUAUACACUCACUGGCCACUU